Messenger RNA from Nycticebus coucang (slow loris), 3373 nucleotides. RefSeq names its product enoyl-CoA hydratase and 3-hydroxyacyl CoA dehydrogenase (gene EHHADH). Bases 64 to 2235 code for a protein of 723 amino acids. Lineage: Eukaryota; Metazoa; Chordata; Mammalia; Primates; Lorisidae. Gene Ontology annotation, cellular component: peroxisome. Gene Ontology annotation, molecular function: NAD+ binding; (3S)-3-hydroxyacyl-CoA dehydrogenase (NAD+) activity. Gene Ontology annotation, biological process: fatty acid beta-oxidation. The transcript is spliced from 7 exons. The record is from RefSeq and is a predicted model, not a curated record.
CGCCCAGGAAAGUGCUUCGCCCAGCGGAGACGGGCAGGGGCGAUUUCGGUGACCGGGGGAGACAUGGCUGAGUAUACGCGGCUGCACAACUACCUGGCGUUGAUUCGCCUCCGAAACCCGCCGGUCAACACGAUCAGUGCCGGUAUACUCCACAGUAUAAAAGAGGGACUACAAAAAGCUAAAAAAGACCAGACAGUAAAAGCUAUUGUGAUUUGUGGAAAUGAAGGCAAAUUCUCUGCAGGUGCUGAUAUCCGUACCUUCAACAGACCUAGGACCUCUGGUAUUGAGCUGGGACCUAUGGUAGAUGAUAUACAGAGAAAUGAGAAGCCCGUGGUAGCAGCUAUCCAAGGCGUGGCUUUAGGAGGGGGUCUAGAGCUGGCUCUAGGCUGCCACUACAGGAUUGCCCAUGCAGAGGCUUAUUUUGCCUUCCCAGAAGUCACACUAGGAGUUCUUCCUGGGGCAAGAGGAACACAGCUUCUUCCCAGACUCAUUGGAGUUCCUGCUGCACUGGAUUUAAUAGUUUCAGGAAGAUUUAUUUUGGCAGAUGAAGCACUCAAGUUGGGUCUUCUAGAUAAAGUUGUCAACUCAGACCCGGUUGAAGAAGCAAUCAAAUUUGUUCAGAGAGUUUUAGAUCAACCUCUAGAAUCCCGUAGACUCUACAACAAGCCAAUUCCAAGCUUGCCCAACAUGGACACCAUUUUCAGUGAGGCCUUCUUGCAGGUGCGGAAGCAGUACCCUGGGUGCCUUGCUCCAGAGGCUUGUGUCCGUGCAGUCCAGGCUGCUGUGCAGUAUCCCUAUGAAGAGGGCAUCAAGAAGGAGCAGGAGUUGUUUAUGUACCUUCUGCAAUCAGGGCAGGCUAGAGCCCUGCAAUAUGCUUUCUUGGCUGAAAGGGAGGCAACUAAGUGGUCAACUCCCUCUGGAGCAUCCUGGAAAACAGCAUCGGCAAGACCCAUCUCCUCAGUUGGUGUUGUUGGCUUAGGAACAAUGGGCCGAGGCAUUGUCACUACCUUUGCAAAGGCCAACAUUCCCGUGAUUGCUGUAGAAUCAGACAAAAAACAGCUAGAAACUGCGAACAAGAUAAUAACUUCCAUAUUGGAAAAGGAAGCAUCCAAAAUGCAACAGAGUGGUCAAUCUUGGUCAGGACCAAAACCCAGAUUAACUACAUCUAUGAAGGAGCUUGGUGGUGUAGAUUUAGUCAUUGAAGCUGUGUUUGAGGAAAUGAACCUGAAGAAGCGUGUCUUUGCAGCACUGUCAGCUGUGUGCAAGCCAGAAGCUUUUUUGUGCACCAAUACUUCAGCCCUGGACAUUGAUGAGAUUGCUUCUUCCACUAAUCGUCCUCACUUGGUCAUUGGCACCCACUUCUUCUCACCAGCUCAUGUCAUGAAGUUGUUAGAGGUUAUUCCCAGUCGAUACACUUCUCCCACUACAAUUGCCACUGUUAUGUCAUUAUCAAAGAAGAUUAAAAAGUUUGGAGUAGUUGUAGGCAACUGUUUUGGAUUUGUGGGGAAUCGAAUGUUGAAUCCUUAUUACAAUCAGACAUAUUUCUUAUUAGAAGAAGGCAGUAAGCCAGAGGAGAUAGAUCAAGUGCUGGAAGAAUUUGGUUUUAAAAUGGGGCCUUUUAGAGUGUCUGACCUUGCUGGGUUGGAUGUGGGUUGGAAUUCUCGAAAGGGGCAAGGUCUUACUGGACCUAUGUUGUCCCCAGAAACUCCUGCCCGAAAGAGGGGCAACCGUCGAUAUUGUCCAAUUCCUGAUAUGCUCUGUGAAUUAGGACGAUUUGGCCAGAAGACAGGUAAGGGAUGGUAUCAAUAUGAUAAGCCAUUAGGUAGGAUUUGUGAACCUGAUCCCUGGAUUUCCAAAUUUCUAUCACAGUACAGAGAAACCUAUCACAUUGAACCACGUAUCAUUAGCCGGGAUGAGAUCCUUGAGCGCUGCUUAUAUUCACUUAUCAAUGAAGCAUUCCAUAUCUUGGGAGAAGGGAUAGCUGCUAGCCCAGUACACAUUGAUGUUAUCUACUUACAUGGGUAUGGAUGGCCCAGGCACAAAGGUGGACCUAUGUUCUAUGCUUCCACAGUUGGGCUGCCCACAAUUCUAGAGAAGUUACAGAUAUAUUACAGACAGAAUCCUGAUAUUCCCCAACUGGAGCCCAGUGACUACCUAAAAAAACUAGCUUCCCAUGGAAACCCUCCACUGAACGAAUGGCAAAGCUUGGCAGGCACCCCCAGCAGUAAAUUGUAAUUUAUCUUUCCAGGAAAUUAAUUCCAAAAAUCUAAAGUAAGAUUGUUGUGAAAUAAAAAAGCAAAAGAAAUGAUCAGUUGGCUAAGCCUCCUUUUUGAGUCUUCUGUCUCUGAUGACUCUAAUGAAGUGUUUUUCAACAUUUUUUAUCUCACGGCACACUUGAACCUAUAGUUAAACUUCCACAGCACACUUAAAUUAUGUUGGUCAAAUAAAAGAGUGUUAGCUGGGCAUGGUGGCUCACACCUGUAAUCCUAGCAUUCUUGGGAGGCUGAGGUGGGUGGAUCACUUGAGCUCAUGAGUUCAAGACUAGCUUGAACAAGAGUGAGAUGCCAUCUCUACUAAAAAAUAGAGAAACCAGCUGGGCAUGAUGGCUGGUGCUUAUAUUCCCAGCUACUUGGGAGGCUGAGGCAAGAGGAUCACUUGAGUCCAGAAGUCUGCAGUUACUAUUGUGAGCUAUGAUGCCACUGUACUCUACCCAGGGUGACUGAGACUCUGUAUUUAAAAAAAAAGCACGCUGUGCUUUUGAACUUCUUUCAAAAAUAAUUUAAAUCUUAAAAAAAAUUUAAAUCUUUAAAAAUUUUCACAGCACACAUAAGAUCCUCUCAUGGCACAUGUGUUGAAAAGUCACUAUUCAUCACUGUUCUAAUGGGUCAAAUCUUCAGGAAUGUACUUCCUAGCCCUCUGAAUCUGUUCCUGUCAUCAAUUCAAUGAAUUAACUUAUAUGCGUUUAAUACCAUACUAGCUGAUGAGAGAUCCUUAUGAAUCAUACAUACAUUCAACAAACUUGAAAUUUAUAGGCAAAACACAGGUGGGAAGUGGUGAGGGAACCAAGUACUUCAGAAUGGGAAACUCAGGGUAGCUUGCAAGUCAUGCUCAACAUAUUCUGUCACAGCCCCAGUUAUGUGUAUAUAGUGUGCUGCUGCUUGCAAGACAGUCAUUUCCCAAGUCCAGGGAAUGUCCACAACCUGGUCUCUCUGAUCUUUUCUAUUCACUGAGAAUAGAAAAUAGUGAAUUGUUAACAUAGUAUAAGAAGGGCUCUUAGAGGAGUGACGUAAUAGCCGCGCUCUUACGACUUCGGAAGGUCUCUGCUGCGUUUGCGCACAAGGAGCUGGUUGUCGCUGCGGCCGCCUGGAAUUGU